CCUGAAAAAUUCUUAAACGGAAAAAAGAAAGAGCAGAAAUAUAAGUAAAACACAAGCAAAGCUAAAAUCAGCAUUUCUCUUCCUUAAUUACCUUUGAAAAACCUUCGAAUUCCCUCCCUCAAACCUUUCAAUUCAUGAAACCCAAACAAAUUCUCUCUUUGUUUCCCCUUAUCUCAAAAACCCAGUAAUUCAAUUCCCUAAACAAGAAAAACAAAACCCAGUAAUUGAAUCCGGGUCGUUAUCGAACUUUGAUAUCAAAUUCCGGGCUUCAAAGGUUAAUCUGGUUGGAUUAUAGGUGGGAUUUUGAUUUGAAGCGUGAUUUGUUUGGUUUUAGACAAAGAAAAUUGAGAAAGGGAAAUGAGUGCUCAAAAGAAAAAAGCGUUUCAAAUAGAGGCGUUUAAGCAUAGGGUGGUGGUUGAUCCCAAAUAUGCAGAGAAGACGUGGAAGAUUCUGGAACAUGCUAUUCAUGAAAUUUAUAAUCAUAAUGCUAGUGGACUUAGCUUUGAAGAACUUUACAGGAAUGCAUACAAUAUGGUACUGCAUAAAUUUGGGGAGAAACUGUAUUCUGGGCUUGUCACUACUAUGACUUCUCAUCUAAAGGAGAUUAGUAAUUCAAUUGAGGCUGCUCAGGGAGGAUUAUUUUUGGAUGAACUUAACAGAAAAUGGGCAGAGCAUAACAAGGCAUUGCAAAUGAUCCGAGAUAUAUUGAUGUACAUGGAUAGGACCUUUAUCCCAAACACCCACAAAACCCCAGUUCAUGAGCUUGGGUUAAAUUUAUGGAGGGAUGUCAUCAUCCAUUCCCAUGCAAUCCAGUCUAGGCUUCAGGCUAUACUUCUUGAAAAUGUAAGGAGAGAACGGAGCGGUGAAGUCAUAGACAGGGGUUUAAUGAGAAGUAUCACAAAGAUGUUAAUGGAUCUAGGUCCUUCCGUUUAUCAGGAUGAUUUCGAGAAGCAUUUUCUUGAGGUUUCAGCUGAUUUUUAUCGUCUCGAGUCUCAAGAGUUCAUAGAGUCCUGUGAUUGUGGGGAGUAUCUAAAGAAAGCCGAGAGACGCCUAAAUGAAGAAAUAGAGAGAGUCUCACAUUACUUGGACACCAGAAGUGAAGUCAAGAUAACAAAUGUGGUAGAAACGGAGAUGAUUGAAAGUCAUAUGCACAGGCUUGUGCAAAUGGAGAACUCGGGGUUGAUUAAUAUGAUUGUCGAUGAAAAAUAUGAGGACUUAGGAAGGAUGUAUUGCUUGUUUCGUCGAGUAUCCAAUGGGCUUGUUUUAAUCAGAGAUGUCAUGACUUCAUACAUUCGUGAUACUGGUAAGCAGUUACUCACUGAUCCCGAAAGGCUGAAGGAUCCUGUCGAUUUUGUGCAACAUCUGUUGGAUUUAAAGGACAAAUACGACAAGAUUAUCACUUCAGCAUUUAGAAAUGACAAGACUUUUCAAAAUGCAUUAAAUUCCUCGUUUGAAUAUUUCAUCAAUCUGAAUUCUCGGUCUCCAGAGUUCAUCUCUUUGUUUGUUGAUGAUAAGCUUCGAAAAGGUUUGAGGGGGGUUACUGAAGAGGAUGUGGAAUUGUUACUCGACAAGGUGAUGAUGCUCUUCCGUUACCUUCAAGAGAAAGAUGUUUUCGAGAAGUACUACAAACAACACUUGGCCAAAAGGCUUCUUUCAGGGAAGUCCGUCUCUGAUGAUGCUGAAAGAAGUUUGAUUGUUAAGCUCAAAACAGAGUGUGGGUAUCAAUUCACCUCAAAGUUGGAGGGUAUGUUCACAGAUAUGAAGACAUCACAAGAUACGAUGCAAGGUUUCCAUGCAAGUCAUGGUUCGGAUAUAGGGGAUGGUCCCAUGCUUUCUGUCCAGGUUCUGACAACUGGAUCUUGGCCAACUCAACCUAUUACUACAUGCAAACUUCCUGCUGAAAUUCUGGGAAUAUGUGAGAAAUUCCGUAAUUAUUACCUAGGUACCCAUACCGGACGGAGAUUGUCUUGGCAAACUAACAUGGGGACGGCUGAUUUGAAGGCAACCUUUGGUAAGGGACAGAAGCAUGAACUGAAUGUUUCCACAUACCAGAUGUGUGUCCUUAUGCUCUUCAACGAUGCUGAUCGACUAAGCUAUAAGGAGAUUGAGCAGGUGACCGAGAUUCCUACCUUUGACUUGAAAAGGUGCUUGCAGUCUCUUGCCUGUGUUAAGGGAAAAAAUGUGCUUCGGAAAGAACCUAUGAGCAAGGACAUAGUAGACACUGAUACCUUUCUUUUCAAUGACAAGUAUACAAGCAAGUUCUUCAAGGUCAAGAUAGGCACUGUGGCUGCGCAAAGGGAGUCGGAACCUGAAAAUCAAGAAACUAGGCAGAGAGUGGAGGAAGAUCGAAAACCGCAAAUUGAGGCAGCAAUCGUGAGGAUCAUGAAAGCUAGGCGUGUGCUGGAUCAUAACAACAUUGUUGCUGAGGUCACAAAACAGCUACAGUCACGGUUUCUGCCCAACCCCGUUGUAAUUAAGAAACGGAUCGAGUCCCUUAUUGAGCGGGAGUUCCUGGAGAGGGAUAAAGGUGACAGGAAGUUGUAUCGCUACCUUGCUUGAAAAGAUUGUCGUCUUCACUUGCCAGGGUUCUGAUGACGCCUUUUAUUGCUUUUGAGUUUGGAUAUCAGGUCUGUGGAGUCUCACUUACAUUUUAUAAGUUGAGAGAUUGUUUCAUGAAUUAUAGAUAGCUGAGGUGAAUUCUUGAUGUAUGUAUUGAUUGCAUUUUGUUGCUUUGAUUCACCCUUAAUUUACUUUUAUGUUAUUUA
Messenger RNA from Gossypium raimondii (Peruvian cotton), 2765 nucleotides. Its product is annotated as cullin-3A. Gene Ontology annotation, molecular function: ubiquitin protein ligase binding. Gene Ontology annotation, biological process: ubiquitin-dependent protein catabolic process; protein ubiquitination. Lineage: Eukaryota; Viridiplantae; Streptophyta; Magnoliopsida; Malvales; Malvaceae. The coding region runs from base 358 to 2559 and encodes 733 amino acids. Gene Ontology annotation, cellular component: cullin-RING ubiquitin ligase complex. The transcript has 2 exons. The record is from RefSeq and is a predicted model, not a curated record.